UGUCAGACGUAUCACUCCCAAACAAUCCAAGAUGCCUCGUUCACCGCCAUUACAAUACGAUUACGAUGCCCCCCUAAACUCAGACAAAAACAGCAGCGACCGCUACUCCUCUCACCGAUCACAUCGUGAACGCUCAAGAAGCCCCUACCGGCGAGACCGGGAUCGUGGAAGGGAUUACGAUGGCAAAGGGAGGGAUGGGGGAGACAGAGACUACAGACGGAGUGACAGGGGUGAUAGACGAUAUCGGGAUUAUGAUGCAGAGAGGGCUGGGGACGGGAAUCGAAGACGCGACGAUGAUUACCGCCGAGACCGCUCCCGAGACCGCUCCCGCUCCCAACCCCGCCGACGUUCACCACCACCUCACACCCGUCGCUCCCCAGCCCAUCACCAUCAAUCAUCUCGACCACGCUCGCCCUCCCCCAAAGCCGCUCCAUCGGCACCGGCACCCAUCGACCUAAACGACCUAGCAAACGACGACAUGGAAGCCCAAAUGCAAGCAAUGAUGGGCUUCGGCGGGUUCGAAACGACAAAGUUGAAGAAACACGGUGAUAUUGGUGGCGUGGAGAUUAAGCAGAAGAGGGAAUAUCGGCAGUAUAUGAAUCGGAAGGGAGGGUUUAAUCGGCCCUUGGAUUCGUGAGGAACGAGCAGAACAGCGCACUGAGCAUGGACUGGACAUGCAUUUUGUUGCAGGGCAAGGAUGGCAUAGGGAUUGCAGAAGACAAGUUAGGUGUUGACUGUGUUUAUGUGUGUUGCACGGGUGGUAUGGGCAGAGUAUAAGGGGAGGCGCUAUGGGCUGGUCUUGGAGCAUAGUUAGCAAACGAGAGGGAGAUCGGGGUUAUAUAGAAGGAGA
Molecule: messenger RNA, 850 nt
Organism: Saitoella complicata NRRL Y-17804
Lineage: Eukaryota; Fungi; Ascomycota; Saitoellomycetes; Saitoellales; Saitoellaceae
Product: DUF1777-domain-containing protein
Exons: 1
Coding region: 32-637 (201 amino acids)
Biological process (GO): RNA splicing
Cellular component (GO): precatalytic spliceosome
Source: RefSeq, a predicted model, not a curated record